Molecule: messenger RNA, 4553 nt
Organism: Xenopus laevis (African clawed frog)
Lineage: Eukaryota; Metazoa; Chordata; Amphibia; Anura; Pipidae
Gene: znf804b.S
Product: zinc finger protein 804B
Exons: 4
Coding region: 561-4388 (1275 amino acids)
Source: RefSeq, a predicted model, not a curated record
UGGAAGCGGCAGUUGCUCAGAGCUCCGAGCUAGACACACACAGAGUGCACGGAAAGCUGCGAGUCUGCUGAAAGUUAACGUGGUAAAUGGGGGCGAUUAGACGCUCCUGGCUUUGUCAAUGAGCCAACAAGCUGCUUCCCUAUCGCUGAGCGCCAGUAGCAGCCAGUGAGUCCUGCGCUUUUGUCCACAGAUUGCUUUUGUCACUCCAGAUUUGGGAGAAGAAGAAAUAAAGGGGGUCGCUGUGCUGAGAGGAUGGGCUGCCCACAGCAUGGGGACUCUCGGGUUUUGGGCUACUAACCCGGACAAGCGGAUUAUGAUGUGGCUCAUCACGUUCAUUCAGUGACAGCCCGAGCUCCAUCUGUGGAUCUCACUCGCUAACUGUCAUUUCCGAUAUAUGAGCGCUACUGUCACAUUGCUCACAGCGUUGGACGCAUCGCAUGGGGCAGGAUCGGACCGGGGAGCGGUGGAUGGAGCUGUCUGCCCGCUGGGCAUCAUAGUCGCUGCUGCCAGUGCUCGUCUGGCCCACCCCGGCUGCGCACAUAUGGGAGAGUGGAGUCCGCAUGGCGUGCUAUUACCUUGUCAUCAGCUCCACGCACCUCAGCAACGGACACUUUCGCACCAUCAAGGGAGUUUUCAAGGGGCCUCUCCGCAAGCCUGACACCUCCUCACUACCGGGCUAUGCAGAAAAGGGCAAAAACAUAGCAAAUGCUCUUGAAGACCUGAAGGCCAACUUUUAUUGUGAAUUAUGCGACAAGCAAUACCACAAACACAAGGAAUUUGAUAACCAUAUCAAUUCAUAUGAUCAUGCGCACAAACAGAGACUGAAGGAAUUAAAGCAAAGAGAGUUUGCCCGUAAUGUUGCUUCAAAGUCGUGGAAAGAUGAAAAAAAGCAGGAAAAAGCACUUAAACGUCUCCAUCAGCUCGCUGAGCUGCGGAAGCAACAAGACUGUUUUUCAGAAAAAGGUCCAGUAUUUAAAGAACCCAGAUUAAGAAGCACUCAGAAUGCAAUUUUCCCAAGCAAAGAUGGUAUCACUUCAAAUUCCAGAUGUACAGUUGUUUGUAAAGGAGACCCCGUUUCAAGCAGUGCUAUUGCAGAGAACAAAGAAGACAUUAUAUUUGGCAGGGAUAUAAUGAAUAAAAGCAGAUGCUGUUAUGUUGGAAAUCAGACCCAACUAUCAUUCACAAACAACAGCAGUGUCAACAAUAGAACAGGAGUGUCAUUCUGCUUUUCCAAGAAGGCUUUGCAGAAACUUGAUUCCUCAGCAUCAGUUUUCAAUGAGAGUACGGAAGACAUAAAUGACUGCAGUCAGUUCUUCAAUCAUAAAGCAAAACAAAUGUCUGUAAGCUUUAGACACUAUGCACACAUGGAUGAGAAUGCAGGAGAAAAUAACACGUUGACUUUGCAUGAGAAAACAGAUAAGCCUACACCUAUACACAUACCUGCAGAUGAAGAGCCAUUUAAAGAUGAUGAUGUAGGUAGUAAGGAACUAGCAGUGGUACAAAAUGAAAUUGCUCAGUCAAACAUAAACAUCAAACUACAGCCUUCCGAUGUGAGUUUUAAAGAGCCCUGUAAUCAAAUUGAACAUGUAAAUAUAUUUUCAAGGCCAGAAGAAAGUUGCAAAACAUCUGAGGAAAUAGAUCAUACAACUAAAAGGAGUUACCAGGAAACGAUUUCCAACAAUAACUCAGCUGUAGAUGCUAUUUUAAUAGAUCAACUAUCUGAAGAACUUUCACAAAAAUAUAAUAAAGAUGAUGUAACCUAUAAUUUAAAUGUGCAGUACUUAGAUGCACCUAAUAAUGUUGAACUUUCAUGCAGUUCAAAUGUGCAAUAUGUGAAUGCUCCAAAUCAAUCCCUCCAGAGUCCAAACAAAUAUACAGAACCCACAAUUAGUGAACCUUUAAAUGUCACUGUCCAAACCAAUGCACCAUCUUGUCUUAAUGUUUUGAGCAAAGAUGGUACUACUAACCUUCAGUGGCCAAAAGAGCUUCUUUUGUUUACAAAAUCUGAACCCUCAAUUUCCUAUGCUUGUAAUCCAUUAUAUUUUGAUUUCAAAUGCUCUAGAAAGCAUACAGCUGAAGCAGCAAGCGACAGAAUUUCCACUACUACUGAGGAACAAGAGAAUCUGAACACUGAAAAAGAGAAACAAACAGAUUUGGAAAGUGAACAUGACAGCCAGCCAAUAAAGCCAAAGAGGGAGAAAUGCAGUUUAAAGGAAAAGCUUAUAAAAGAUUCUGAAUUAUAUUCCAAUUACAGAACUGAGAAAGAAAUUGUACAAAAAAAGAUGAAUGAUAAUGUAGCACAAAAUUCCAUCAAUCACAGUGGCACACCAUAUUGUAUUGUUGGAAAAGGUCAACAUUCAAGAAAACGAAAGUGCUCAGUCCAAAAUUGGUUAGAAACUUGCCAUGAUUCAGAGCAGAAAAAGGAGGAGAAUAAUUCUGUUUUCCAAGAGAAUUCAAAAAGUAAAAAUCCUAGGUCUUCUCAUGCCAACCUUUCGAAUAUUAUGGGUAAAGUGGAGCACAUGGAUUGGUGCAGCUCUUAUCAGAAAUAUAAAAAUAAUGAUUUAAGUCAAAAUGAAAAUGACUCUGUUUGGGAUAGUGAUAAAUACAGCUCUUGCAGUACAGUCUCAAGUCUUGAGAGUGAUGUAAGUUCAGAGCAGUUAUCUCAAAUUUCUGAUUCCAAAAUCAUCUGUAAACAUUCAGAUCCUUCCCCGAGUGCUGAUUCAAAACACAGACAUCGUAGGUCAAGUAUAAUAGGAAAGCACAACAGUGAUUGGUCUCAUGAGCAUGGAAAACACUUUCAUUCUGAGAGUUAUGAUCAGGAAAAUGUUGAUAAAUGUAGGAAUAUGAAGUACAAAUUGUCAAGAGACCAAUUCCAAGGUGAUCAGCUAUGCUACAAACAUGCCAGGCAACAACAUUGUUCUAGAAAACAUGGUAAAAACAUAAAGGAUAGUUUGUAUGGAAGACAAGUAGAGAAUAGAGAAUGUUCAAACCUUAGCAAUUCAGGAGAGAUUUCAGAAAAAACAACAGAUUCCUUAAGUCUCCAAAGAUGUUCUCAAAUGGGAGAAAUGUGGAACACUAUGGAAAAAGAGAAAACAGCCUAUAAAUGUUAUUCCCAAAAUAUAGUUUCUCUUUCAGAAAAAUAUUGUGACAGAACUUCAGAAAAUAUUGUGAACCACAUAUUAGCAGAAGAGGAAAAAACACUCAUUGCUGAACUUCUUUUGGAAAGAGGGAAUUCUACAAAACCAGAGGAAACAGAAGUUACUUCGGCAGAAAACUCUAAAGGUGGUGCUAUAGAAAUAAACGAACAGUCUGAAAGGUUUUUAGCUGUCAAUUUUCCAUCAGCUCAAGAGACAGCAAUUUUACCCUUAGAGAAAAAUGGUGUCAGUGACAUACUGGGAAAUCGGUUGUUUGAAAGCAAAAGUGAGGAGUUACGUGCAUAUGAAGUCACUGUUACUACAAAUAACGAUAACUGUCUGUUUGAAGAUAUAAUACAUAUUGAUACUGAAUGUCGAACCUUAAAUACAGAAAUCCCACAUUCUAUUAUUGAACAACCUUCAAAGCAUGGUGAAGUACAUCAUAAUAUGCAAAGCUCUGAACAACUUAAUUUUAAUGUAUCGUGCCCUUUGCCCUGUCUUAGACAUUUGAGUGAAAACAACUCCCAAAUGACCAAAGAAGAAGAAAACAAAAACAAACAACAUAUUGUAAAUAGAAAAUCAAAUCCAAUGGAAGAAAAUGUCAAAUGUUUUUAUGAUGUAACUAUGCAGGACUCCUGUAAAGCUCAAAGGGUGUGCCACAAGACAACAUCUCCUCCUGUAACACACCAACCUAUAACUUUUUCUCCCGAUGAAGUUGAUAAAUAUAGGCAAUUGCAGCUUCAGGCACAACAGCAUAUGCAGAAACAGCACAUUUCUAAGCAUUUUAAAGGGUUACCUUCUAUGGGAUCAUCUGUUUUUUCAACAGCAAAUACUUUACAGCCUGUUUCAGUUCAUCACCAUCCUUCAAUUACCACAAUUCAUCAUGCUCUCAUGCAGCGUUUUGCAGUCACAGCUUCCAUGCGUCCUCCACCAAAUCAUUUUCCUUUACCUCAUCUAAAUCCUUUUCCUCAACCACACUUUUCUCCUAUUGCACUUUCUUCACUGACACCAACACUAUUCCCAGCACAACCUGCAUUCCUGGCUAGUCACCCUUUGCAUUUAGUCUCUGCAACAGCAAUUCAUCCUGCCCCACUAACUUUCCAAGCAAUUCCACACACAGCCCUAAUUCCUGCCAUUUUUACUUCCCAUCCCAACACUGGAAUGCCUCCAGCUAUCCAUCUGCACCCAUUGAUCCACCCUUUCUUUCAAGGACAGGACUUUCAUCCUUUUUCUGGAACAAAUCAAUCUCACUGACAUUUACUAGGAUACAAUACAUAGUAAUGGUAGGCUUUAGUUUGCUGUCAGUGUUUUUCCCAUAUUCAUUUAACAAUAGGGACGCACAACCCAAAUAGUUAUUGCAUGAGCAGUUUCUCUCUUUGUGCUAAAUUAAGGGGCAGAUUUAUCAAGGGUCAAAGUGAA